UAUUUAAUUAAAAACGAAAGGAACAUUAGAAAUUUAGAAUUUCUCCAAAACGACAGCACAUUGGCCCUGACUAUUUAUGGGUGGUCCACAUUCAAGCCCAGAGCCGCUUUACAUGUUUAUACUGCACCCUUUACUCCCAGAGGCGGUUAAAACUCACGGCGGCAAAGCCACAAAACCCUCACCGGUGAUCUGAGCAACUCCGAUAAAACUUUGAAAAUGGAACUGGACGAUCUAGCCGAGCUCGAGGGUCCAAGCCAGGCCAAUACGCGAACCACCAAAUUCGCACCCAAGCUCAAACCAAACUCCAAGCCAAAAGCCAAAUCGUCAUCCAAACAAGAGCCUCAGGUCACUGCGAAACCCGAACCACCACCACCACCACCACCAGAAUCAAUUUCGAAGAAGAAAGAAAAUGAAGUAGAGGAUUUAAAGCCGCCGGUGGUUGCAGAACCGAAAGCCGAACAAUCGCUUUCAAAUGGCGCGGUGAAGAUGGAGAUUGAAGAAGAAGCUAAAGAAGAUGAGAUUAUGAACGAAGAAAACAAAGAAGAAGAACAAGGAGAAGAAGAUAUGGUUGUUCGCGAAAUCGACGUUUACUUCACUCCUUCAAUCGAUGCCAACACGCAGCUAUAUGUUUUGCAAUAUCCUCUAAGACCUUGCUGGCGACCAUACGAAUUAGAUGAACGAUGCGAGGAGGUAAGGGUGAAACCUUCGAGCGGGGAAGUGGAAAUUGAGAUGUCUGUCGAUGUUGAUUCCAACAAUUAUGACAGUGAAUGUGCUAGCAAAUUGAAGAUAACAAAGCAGACUUUAUCUUCUUCAUGGCUGCCACCUCGUGCAACUGGCUUUGCUGUUGGAGUUUUAACGGGUGAUAAGUUGCACUUGAAUCCUAUUCAUGCAGUUGUUCAGCUCCGACCAUCUUUGGAACAUCUUAAGCCCAGUGUCUCAAAAAGAAAGAGCACAGUCGCAACUGAUGCUGAAGUUACAGUUAAAGUAGAAGAACCUAAUGAUGGGAAAGCAGUUGGUCCAUCAACCAAGCAGAACAAGAGAAUACAGUCCUCAACUGAGCAAAAAGCAGAUGAUAAAGAGUGUUGGGUUCCACUCAAGUAUCAUAGCUCCAAGAGUGAUUUCUCUGCUCAGUAUCUGCAGAGAAUGAUGACAGAGGAGAGCUGUCCAAUUCAGUUUACCAUGAGCCCGUAUGAUUAUGUUGACUCUUUGUGUCCUGGAGCAAGUAACAACAAUAAAACCCAAGGUCCAUCUAGAAGGUUUUUGCUUUCAAUUCCACUGGAAGAACGCUUGAAGAAAUUACUGUCUGAGGGACCUCCUUUUCACCGAUUCAGUGCUCUUAAGCACUUUGCUCCCGAUGCCUCAAUUGAAGACAUUUUUGAAGUCCUUCAGAAGCAUGCUUUAUUAGUGCAAGGACUUUGGGUUCCCAAGAGUUCGUUAUUAUUUCCAGAAGAUCCAUCUAAAUCUUUAGCAAGAGACUAUGUGCUUCUCUUAUUUAGCAAGAACCCAAUAAUAAGCUUAGCACAAGUAAAUGCCCUUUCCCCAAGUCGUAGAGAAGAAGUGAAAGGCUUCCUGAAAAUUUUAGCCAAUGAAAGGCCUUCCUUCAAAGAUUGGAAGUUAAAAGAGAAUGCUGAUGAAGCAUUCAAAAAACUCUACCCAGAUAUUGUUAAGAAACAAGAACAGAUCUGGAGAGCUGGAGAAGAUAAUGUAAUUAAUCAUAUUUGUCGUGGUGCAAAAGGUGGCCCUAGUAGAACAAAGCCUGGCACGGUUAUUAAACCUGAAAAAGCUGUUAACCCUGAUAAAAGUGCACGAAAGGUUGCAACUGGAGCACACGCUGGGAGGACAAUGUCAGAUGAAACUCGAGAAGCUAUACCGAAGGCCCUGAAAAAGGUGUUUCAGACUCACAAAGUUUGCAGCUUGCAACUGAUUCGCAAAGGUCUACGGGAUUUGGCUCUUUCCCAGUCUACUCUUCCCAAGGCAGAUGCUAGAAUGGUCGUUAAGGCAGCAUAUGGUGCUGAUGCACCUGAACAUGAGCUCCAGGAAGUUGUAAGUCAAGUUGCAGUAGAACUUCAUGGUGGUCUUUUCGUUCUGAAGUCAUCCCCAGAUCAUCCGGAGUAUGAUCCAUUGAGGGAAGUUGUGAUUAAUCUUCUUCGCGUCAAAGGAAAGCUUAAGAAAGCUGACAUCACAGCUGCUGCCCUUCUUAGUCUUAAAAGGGAAAUCACUAAUAAUGAGUAUAACAAGGUUAUGAGCGAUUUUUGCGAGUACAAAAGUAAUUGGUGGGUAUUAAAAAGCGGUGAUGGAAAACCAAGCUAAUUUUGUAUGGGGGAAAGAGGAGCUUGUUGGCCAGCCAGAAGAUGUACAAAUCUUGUGUUGGCCUUUGUACUAGAAAAUUUGUUGAUAACAUGUAUAGCUUAUUGCCUUUCUAGUGAUUGGAUGCAGCGUGAUCAACUUCUUCAGCAUAGCCACUCAAUUACAUUGUAAUGAUUUUGUUUUUUUGGUGGAAUUCACAUAAUAGUAAUUUUCUACCCUUUGGACAUAAAUAAUAAUCGAUUAAAAAAAUAUAACCAAGAUUGAGAGAAUAGUAAGUACAAAUUAUUGGAUUU
Molecule: messenger RNA, 2600 nt
Organism: Durio zibethinus
Lineage: Eukaryota; Viridiplantae; Streptophyta; Magnoliopsida; Malvales; Malvaceae
Product: SIN-like family protein
Biological process (GO): tRNA transcription by RNA polymerase III
Cellular component (GO): nucleus; RNA polymerase III complex
Source: RefSeq, a predicted model, not a curated record